This is a messenger RNA of Symbiodinium necroappetens, 322 nucleotides long. The record is from the annotation of a GenBank genome assembly. NCBI's taxonomy places the organism in Eukaryota, Dinophyceae, Suessiales, Symbiodiniaceae.
GUAUCCGCUCCUUUCGGGCGAUGCCUGGUUGCACCAGGCACUCGGAGGCCGCACGCCAGUUGGCCUUUUCGGUGGCUGCGAGGUUAUAUUGGUCAACGGACCGAUCUUCGUCGGUGUGGACUAUGAGUGCACACGAGAGAUAGUCGGCUGUGGAGAGACGCCCCGUGCAGAAUUCAGAUGGACGACAACAUACCUGCGGGAAAAGAGCUCGCAGAAGCUCGUGGCGCAGAUGACUCUGCAGGAUAUGCAGCUGAAGGCAUCUCUCGAGGGCUAUUCGCAGCUUCGGGCGCAAAGUGACGGUUUGGCCCAGGCUAAACUUUGA